AUGCCCGCGUCCGCUCCAAGCUUUGACCUUUACCCGCCAUUCUUUGCAGCGAUCUUAUCUGAACGCUCGUUUGGACCGAUAGCCUCUACGGUACUGCUAUUGCACAGUCCAUACAUUACUUCCGCAGAUAUCCAAACGACAAAGUGUAUCUCAAGUUUGUGUGUAUGUGCCAGCAUGUCCAUCAUGGAAUUCAAACCGCUCCUCGGCCUCAAUUCCGUGGUCGCCAUACCGAGGACACUGAUGCUAAAGCUAUUUGAUAGUACAUCUCCAUGA
Pleurotus ostreatus (oyster mushroom) is the source of this 273-nucleotide messenger RNA. RefSeq lists its product as uncharacterized. The transcript is spliced from 4 exons. NCBI's taxonomy places the organism in Eukaryota, Fungi, Basidiomycota, Agaricomycetes, Agaricales, Pleurotaceae. Bases 1 to 273 code for a protein of 90 amino acids. The record is from RefSeq and is a predicted model, not a curated record.